AUGGACCCUCUAUCAAUUAUAGCCAGUAUCGCUGGCAUAGCGUCAGCCGGCGCCCAACUGUCAAACACUCUUUUCAAGCUUUACAAGACAGUAAAGAAUGCACCCAAGGAGAUCCAAUCGGUUGCCAUUGAGAUGUCUGGCUUGACUUCCACUCUCGAGCACUUACACGACAUCAUCAAAUCCGGGCAAUCGUAUGCAAAACCGCAGUUUUGCGAAGCUGUUCGGCAUGUUGUCAAGAACAUCCGGAUGACGCAGCAAGAGAUUGACAAGAUGGUGGCUGAUGAAAGUAUGCUACGAAGGGUUAAAUGGCUCAGGGCUGCAAGGCUGCUAUCGGAUAUUGAAAAGCAUAAGGUCACAUUGACUUUGCAAAUUGCCAUUCUUUCAGCGGCUGUUCUGGUCAAGUCCACUAAUGGCCGUUUAUCUAUACAAGGGAGAGUGGAAAACAGAUUCAAGGCCCAAGCCGAGAGUCUUGUCCUGGCUGGUCAAGCUUCGUUCCAGAAUGAUGAAUCGGAGCCAAUUCCAGAUCCUCCUCAAGAAAGAGCACCGAGUCCACCAGUCCGCACAAACAAAAGAUUACCAAGCCCCGUGCGUGAAUCUGAGAUUCCCGGACACGUAAGAACAGAGGAACUCUACGGUCAAAGCAAGAAUUCAGAAGACAACGCAUUUCUUUCUCCAAGCGACAAAGAAGAGGUCCGCUCAGCACUUGCGCUAAGUGUGAAAGAUCCAAUACGUUCAGAAAGACGUUAUACUGUUCCUGCGAUUGAAGAUGAAGAUGGAGAAAACAUCUCUUCCGAAGACGAAGAAAGGGUGUCCCGACGUCGCAGAAGGUCGGGGUUUGAUCCACUGUCCGGUAGCAGCAUCGCGCAAUUUGGACCUGAUUUCCACAGACGCGGCGAUGCAGCUACGUUUCUAUAUAAUCUUGUUUUUCUCAACGAGAUACCAGGUAAAGGAGCACCAGGACAUAACUCACAUCUCAGAGACACCGGAGGCAACGAAAAGAUAGAAGUGCGGUACCGACAUCGACAUCCAGAUCCAGCGUAUGACAAUGACUACUUUGACGAUGAAAACAUUGGCGAUCUCCGGGAGAGAGUGAGAUUCAAAGACCCCAAGCCUCAAGAACCAGGAAGGAUUGUCAAUCGACUUCUUCUGGCUUGGACAUCAUUGAGCGAAAGCGAGGUUGAGAAGGGGAAACCAGAUAAUCAGCCCGAUAAGACCAAGGCAUUUGGAGCGAGUGACAGCUCCGACAGUGAAGAGUCGCUCUACGAGCCCGAGAACCCAGAGAAAUACUGGAGAAGAGAAGCAAGAGCAGCUCGCAAUGGGUCCCCAAGAGAAGAAACCAAGUACAAUGGUAAGCCUGAGUUUGAUCCUCGUGGUCGUAAGAUACUCAGACCAACGCAAGCUUGGGAUGCUCCCUUUGGAUAUACGAAUGCACCCCCUCGAAAUAAUGGCUCUUCACCAAUAUCAGAAGAACCAACUAUGCCGUACCCAACUGGUGGCUACUUUCAGCCAUACGGUCAGGCUCGAAAUCCUUUUGCACCGUCUGACGGAUCUUCGGCUCAGCCAAACUGGAUGCCUGAAGCAUCAAACUUCUCUCAUAGAUAUCCUUUCCCACCACCACCACGACCACCAUCAGGAGAGACAUACUGGCCCCCACCAACCCAGUCACACAACCCGACCAUGGAGAAAAAACCAGUGAAAUCAAAGUUCCAUAAACCUGCUUUUGUUGUUCUGCCACAAACGGACUCUGCAGACUAUGAGGCUCGGCCUAUAACUCCCAAGCUUCACCUUACGUCUGUUAGCUUAGGUAUCAUGAGGCAAGGAGAUGAGCCAAUCUGGGACUGCGAUGCUUUCAUGUCUGAAAAAGGUUGUCCUGGGAAAGCGGUUAUGGGUGCACUUAUUGGCGAUAAAUCCGCUAGAAAUCCUCACGGAUUAGAUCUAGCGCAUACGCUGAUGAAAGGAAGAAGUACGAAGCUUGUGUAUAUCCGAGGAAAUGCAAAAGAGACCGAUGAGAGAGCCAUGAAGGAGGAGUACGUUGCUAUCGGAGAAGAAUGGGCCAGCUUCGAAGCUUUACAACAACUCGGGAUGGUUGUCAGAAGAAGAGAAGAGGGACGUGUCCUCUUGGACCCUAGCACAACGUGGGCAAGUUGUCUCUUUAAGAACUUUGGGGCCUCAUUGCUAACUUGGGGAAGUCAAUGA
Molecule: messenger RNA, 2196 nt
Organism: Fusarium musae
Lineage: Eukaryota; Fungi; Ascomycota; Sordariomycetes; Hypocreales; Nectriaceae
Exons: 4
Coding region: 1-2196 (731 amino acids)
Biological process (GO): regulation of DNA-templated transcription
Source: RefSeq, a predicted model, not a curated record